Messenger RNA from Dendrobium catenatum, 2309 nucleotides. RefSeq lists its product as uncharacterized. Lineage: Eukaryota; Viridiplantae; Streptophyta; Magnoliopsida; Asparagales; Orchidaceae. The record is from RefSeq and is a predicted model, not a curated record. Bases 180 to 2147 code for a protein of 655 amino acids. The transcript has a single exon.
AUCAUCCCUAUUUUCUUUCGCCACAAAAGUCCCUCUUCUAUCAGAUCUGAGAACUGCCGGAGCGCCAAAAUUCCCAUGUUCGAGAAGAUCCAUUGGCCCAACCACCAAAAUCCACAGUUCCAGCCUCUGAUUUCUUGAUCUUUCCCACCAGGUACCCAAUCUCAUAAAGAAGAACAUCCAUGGCGUGCCUCGCGCUCUCCCUCCAGCCUGCUAAUGGUCCUGACAUCCUCCUCCAGACACGGGAAUGGUUUCCACCAACUCGCGCUCUCGCCGCCCUCUCUUCGUUCCGCCAGACCCGCCUCGCCUUCGCAGCUUCCUCUGCUGCCUCCUCCUCUUCUGGCCACAACAAGAUCUCAGCUUCUGCCUCGGUGGCCCCUACCCUCACGGAAGACCUAGACUCUGCCAUCGGCGAUGAUCCGCUCGCUGCCUCCAGUGGCCAAGUGGUGGUCGGUAUCGAGAGCAAGUAUCGGGUAGUGUAUCGCCUCGUCAACGGCAUCUACGUCCUCGGUAUCGCCACCAUCGACCGCGCAUCCGACGGCGGCCUCACUAACAAUGUCUUCGAGUGCAUCAACACCGUCAAUCAAGCCGUCAGCGUAAUCGUCGCUGCUUGUCGUGGCGUUGAUGUUACUCCUGAGAAGCUCCACCGGAAGUACCCCGAGAUCUACAUGGCUUUGGACAUCGUCCUCCGCGGCGUUGGAAGCGUGCGCCUCGCCGCCAUCCUGUCCUCUAUUCACGGAGAGAGCAUUGCGAAGAUGGUGCACACAGGCAUCGAGUCGGAGAACCGCAUCCGUGGUGCUGACACUUGGUCAGGUGCCGCCGAGGGCCUCUCAGCCGAGCGUCGCGCCAAUCUCGAGGCCUUCUCAUCUGCUUCCUUUGAGCUCCCGCAGGAAACCCUGGCCGCCGGCGAUGAGGUUGCUGCGGCUAUUGCGCCUGUAGCGCAGCUCACCAGCGAGGAACAGCAGAAGGAGCUGCCUGCUGAAGAGGCUGUGGAGGAGAAGGAUCCGUUUGCUGCAAGCGAUAAGAUAAACAAGCCGGAAGAGGCGCUUGUGGGAGGGUUCAAGAAGGCCCCUAAUUCUGCAAUAAACGCAGCAGAUCCAGCUGCAGCCCUAUCCGGCCUUGAAGUUAUGGUUUUGCCACAGGCAGAAGCCACUAAGUCUACCUUCAUUGGGGUUGAAGGCUUCGAAGGGGAGUACGGUGGGAUAGAGUUCAGCAACGAGGAGGCAUCCUUAUCCGAGGCAUUUGAAGGAUUCGACAAUGCUUUUGGCGGAGGCCUUGAUGCAUCAGAAUUUGUCACCACAAAGAAGACUCCCAAGCCGCAGGGAUUAGGUGGGCUGGAGUUCUUGGCUACCAGUCAGGGACCUCCUCCAGCUCAAGCUGCUGGAGCGGGCACGCCUCUAGAGAACCUUCUGGUGGAGAAGAAGAAAGAAAUGUCUGGCCCAGAGAUGAACAUCGUGGAAGAAAUCAAUGCUGAGUUCAGGGAGUCUUUGCUUGCUCGAGUUGGCUUCAAAGGAACAGUUAUUUUAAGAACAAUUCCUCCAAAACAAUCGGCUGGGAAGGAAACUGAGUUCUCUUUCCGCUUGGAGGGUACCUCCAGAAUCAAGAGGGCUGUCAUGAUGAGUUCAUGCGUAAGCAGUUUAGGAAAUGGAAUGUUUCAUGUCAGAACUCAUUCUAAGGAAGAACCCAUUCCAAUUCUGAAGUUUAGCCUUCUACCCCAUCUCACUCCUCUACCCCUGAGGCUAAGGUUAAUCAAAAGGCACAGUGGAACCUUGCUUUCAGUAAUGAUACAAUAUGCUUCUAACCCUGAAUUACCUGCUUCUUUAUCUAAUGUUAAGUUCAUUUUGAAGUUGCCUGUUGACCCAACACUUCUUAAGGUUUCCCCAAAGGCAGUCUUGAGCCGUGCUGAGAAAGAGUUGACAUGGCACAUCCCUGACAUUCCCCUGAAGGGACCUGCGGGGAAACUGAGAGCACGGAUGCCUGUUGAUCUAGAUUCUUCAGAGGGUGAGGUUGAAGUUCAUGCAUUGGUGAAGUUUUCUUCGCAGGGAGCGUUGACCUUGUCUGAGGUUUGUUUGAGACCAGUUGCUGAUGGCAUUGCACAAUUUAACGAGGUUAGCCAUACUUAUCAAAGUGGAACCUACCUGUGUAAUUGAUGCUGAUCGAAGUUUUUAAUGUUUUCUCAUUGGAUUGUAUCGAAUUCCUUGAGACUGUUUUCUUUCUUCUUGUUUCAGUGUUGAGAAAUUGAUUUGGUAGUGCAUGCCAUAGCUUGUGAUUACAGUAGAUAAUUAAAGUAUCAUUCAUUCUUCUGCUUCUUA